Cotesia glomerata is the source of this 819-nucleotide messenger RNA. RefSeq lists its product as uncharacterized. The record is from RefSeq and is a predicted model, not a curated record. Lineage: Eukaryota; Metazoa; Arthropoda; Insecta; Hymenoptera; Braconidae. The coding region runs from base 281 to 643 and encodes 120 amino acids. The transcript has 2 exons.
UAACAUCUAACUCGUGGUUCGGUCUCGUAACCUUUGUUUUCUUCAAUAGUUUUUUAUUUAUAUUAAACUGACAGUUUAUUUUCAUAAAUUUACCUUGUUAAAUAAAUAUAUGCUCCUGCAUAAAUUAAGUAGGUACUUUUAUUGAUAAAUGUCAUGAAUUUUAUACGUAUUAUGUAAACAAUUCUACAGUAGUUGACAUUUUUUGGAGGUUAAUAAAAAUUGAAGUUCAAUGAAAAAAUAUUGUUUUAAAUAUAUUGACAGUAAGAACAAUUUAUAAACAAUGUUUUGGCGGUGGGCAAGGUUUCGUUUACGAAAGUAUUUUAAACCAAUACCGGCUGCUUAUGCUCAAGAAAGAAAGCAUCAAUUAACAAAAAUUUAUGUUUUUGCUGCUUGGAAUCUAUUCGGGUUGACUCUUUAUUCUUUUGUUAGGAAAAACUUUCCUCCGACAGAAGCGGAAGAAAAAGAUACAAGUCGUUGGUUUGUUAGAUUAUUACAAUUAGAAAAUGUAAAACGACAUAGCAUGUCUGGAUUCUCGGUGCAGAUGGUGGAUUAUAUUGAAGAACCUGGAGAGUUAAUUGUAGAUGGACAGGUAGUAGUUAAAAAGAAAGAAUUAAACGAGGCAAUUUAUUCUAAGCUUGAAUAAAAAUUAUCAAUUUUUUAAUGUAAAUAGUUGAUAAUUAUAAUGUACAAUACUGUUUAAAAUUUUUAAAGUAAAUUUAUAAUACAAAAAUAAUUUUGUAUUUUUUUUUUACUGGUGUCGAAAGUGUAAAAUAAUUAUUGUAUUUACUAAAAACUAUCAACAAUUGUAAAUGGGAUAAA